Molecule: messenger RNA, 1371 nt
Organism: Cutaneotrichosporon oleaginosum
Lineage: Eukaryota; Fungi; Basidiomycota; Tremellomycetes; Trichosporonales; Trichosporonaceae
Biological process (GO): monoatomic cation transport
Cellular component (GO): plasma membrane
Molecular function (GO): monoatomic cation transmembrane transporter activity
Source: RefSeq, a predicted model, not a curated record
AUGGAUGGAAUAGGCAAGUGGGCCGAUCUGCGUGGGUUGUUGUUCUCGUCAACGCCCUCGCUGCUCUUCUCUCUUGUUGGCUUGGUCUUCUGCGGCCAGCUGCUGGAACAUUGCGCGCGUUGGCGCGUGUUCCGUCGUGUUGACGAGCUCUUCAUCCUCGUCCCCAUGAUAGGCAACCUCAAGGGCAACCUUGAGAUGUGUCUAUCUGCGCGGUUGGGCACCUCUGCGACUCUUGGCGAGCUCGACACCCGCCGCGUUCGACGCUCCCUCAUCACCGCCAACCUCACUUUGUUGGGCCUGCAGGCACUCCUUAUUUCGUCACUCGCAGCCCUGCUCUCCUUCCUCCUGGGUCUUGUCACGACUCAUCGUCUCGGUGAUGUGCCAGCCAACGGCGCCCCGGUACCCGGCACCGUCGCCGACCCGAGCAUCGAUGACCCUUGGCGGGAGGGAUACACGCGGCCCGGGCCAGCGCAGCUCGUCAUGGUUCUCGCGACGGGCAUGGCGGCUGCAGGCAUCUCUGCACUCGUCCUAGGCUGCUUCAUGUGCGCGCUGAUCGUCCUAUGCCGCUGGGUCAACGUGGACCCGGACAACAUCACCCCACCCAUCGCUGCCUGCCUCGGGGACCUCCUCACCCUCUUCAUUCUCGCGCUGGCUGGCACGCUGCUCGUCGGCGCGAUGGACACGCCCGUGCCCCUGAUCAGCGUGAUCAUCAUGGGCAUCGCCGCGCUGUGGUUCACUCGCCGCGUCAUGCGCGACACGUGGGUCAAGGACAUAGCGCGCGGCUCCUGGAUCCCGCUUAUCAGCGCCAUGCUUAUCUCGAGCGGCACGGGCAUGGUCCUCGAGUCCGGCGUGGGCAAGUACCGUGGCUUUGCUCUGCUCGCCAUCUCCAUGACGGGCCUAACGGGCGCAAUCGGGGCGAUCCACGCGAAUCGCCUGAGCACGCAGCUGCACAGACGUCUGCACCCCGGCUCGGGGGGCGGGGGUGGGCACUCGCAGCGGAGCCACACGGGCGUCGUGGGUCGCCUGCAGGCGGCUUACGACGGGCUCACGCCCACGCAGAGUAUCGCCGUGCUCUUCGUGCUCUCCUUCCCAUGCCAGGGCGCGUUCCUGCUCUUCGUAAACGCAACAGGCUGGAUCGAUGUCCACCUCGGCUGGGUGGGGUGGGUCGCGUACGCGCUCGGCGUGGCCUUCUCCCUCAUCUGCGCACAGCUGUUCACCCUGUUCUGCUGGCACCGCAACCUAGAUCCGGAUAGCUAUACGCUGCCGAUCCACAGCGCCAUCGUCGACUUCGUCGCGCAGCUCCUGCUGAUGGUCGCUUACGAGGUGUGCAGAAGCCUCGGCGGCGACGUCAUGGCCCCGCUGGCGCGCUAA